This is a messenger RNA of Tachysurus vachellii, 6069 nucleotides long. RefSeq names its product protein tyrosine phosphatase non-receptor type 4b (gene ptpn4b). Gene Ontology annotation, molecular function: cytoskeletal protein binding; protein tyrosine phosphatase activity. The record is from RefSeq and is a predicted model, not a curated record. Gene Ontology annotation, biological process: protein dephosphorylation. The transcript is spliced from 27 exons. Gene Ontology annotation, cellular component: cytoplasmic side of plasma membrane; cytoplasm; cytoskeleton. Lineage: Eukaryota; Metazoa; Chordata; Actinopteri; Siluriformes; Bagridae. Bases 430 to 3243 code for a protein of 937 amino acids.
UGGGUGCGCGAGGCGUUUGCGCCAUGUUAGCGCCGCUGCGGCUCAGCUGCUAAUACAGCUAUGAGAACAUAUGCUGGCUUGAUGGAAUGGGUGACAAAAAAAUCUAAUUAGCAUAUCGUGCAAAGGACUGACGACCAUGUCGGCGUGAAUAAGCUGUAAAGGAGAGACUAGACGCAGGAGGGAUUAUUUCUGUAUUUGGCUUUGCGCGUGCGUGCGGCGCGCGCCUGCGUGCGUGCGUAUGCGUGUGAAGGCUGCUGGCCCUCUUUUAGGAGAAACAGCAAAUGGGGCUUUUUCGGUUUUGCAGCAGAUGAACAUCGUCCUUCUCUCUGCCUCCGGCUUCCCUUAUUUCCUCCAUCACAGCUACAUCACCAUUUACCAUCACCUGGACUCUCUCUCGGACCUGUAUAUGACGACGGUGCGGGGACAGUAAUGACAGCACGCUUCCGGUUGCCUGCUGGCCGAAGCUCCGAUGUGGGAGAGUCUGAAGUGGCACGAGACAGACCGAGCUCACAGGUGGUGUGUAACGUUUUGCUGCUGGACAACACGGUGCAAGAAUUCAGAGCUAAUAAGCAGGAUCAGGGUCAGGUCUUACUGGAUGCAGUCUUUAAACAUCUGGAACUGACGGAGCAAGACUAUUUUGGACUUCAGAUCACCGACGACUCCUUGGACUGCCAGAGGUGGCUGGACCCGAGCAAACCGAUAAGAAAACAGCUGAAAAGAGUCACGUCAAAUAAUCUAAGUUUUAGGGUGAAGUUUUUUGUAAGCGAUCCAAGCAAACUUCAAGAGGAGUACACAAGGUACCUGUACUUUUUGCAGUUGAAGCAGGACAUCCAGAGUGGGAAGUUACCGUGUCCCCAGAAUGCAGCAGCAGUUUUGGCCUCUUACGCUGUUCAGGCCGAGCUGGGGGACUACAGCCAAUCGGAGCAGUCACCGGACUACCUUUCCGAGUACAGCUUCAUCCCAAAUCCGCCGGAGGAUUUCGAGAAGGAGGUCGCCAAACUGCACCAGCAGCACACUGGACUCACUCCUGCUCAGUCAGAGUUUAACUACUUGAAUUCUGCCAGUUCCUUAGAGCUGUAUGGAGUGGAACUGCACUAUGCUCGAGACCAGAGCACCACUGAGGUCCACAUUGGUGUGAUGGCAGCUGGGAUUUGUAUUUAUAAAAACAGGGUACGGGUCAACCACUUCCUUUGGGUGAAAAUUGUCAAAAUAUCCUUCAAAUCAAGACAGUUUUUUAUCCAACUACGGAAAGAAUCAAGUAAGAGCAGGGAGUCCCUGUUGGCCUUCAGCAUGGCAAACUACAGAGCGUGUAAGAACGUAUGGAAGGCCUGUGUGGAACACCACACGUUUUUCCGACUGGAGCGGCCCUUACCCCCCCAGAAGAACUUCUUCACGCACUACUUCACUCUCGGCUCAAAGUUCCGUUACUGCGGAAGAACAGAGGCUCAGUCUGUCCAAUAUGGAAAAGAGCAAGGCGUGAAGGACAGAGUGUUUGCCAGGUCACCCAGCAAGCCACUGGUCAGGAGGUUGGUGAGUGGGACAGACUGGGAGACGGUGAGCAGGAACUCUCUCUCAGACGAACGACUGGAGACACAAAGCCUGCCCAACCGCUCGCGCCCGGGUUCGCCCAAUCACUCCAUAUUUGCUGCGGAUGGCUCCCGAGUCCGUCCGUCCUCCAUUGGGCACCUGGUGGAUCACGUGAUCGAUGACUCGGUGUGCCAAGCUUUCACCAACCAUAAGUCGGCAUCGUCAACACAGGCUAACAGCAUCAGCCUGGACUCGACCCCAUCUCCAGACAGUGCAAUAGACAGCCAACCUCCUGCACUUCCACCAAAGCAGUCCAGGAAGAACCUGAUCAGUCACAUCAGCCAAUCCCGAUCUGAGCUUGAGCUUGAUGAUCACGCCGCAGAACUCUAUGACGUGCCUGGAGCUUCAGAUAAGAGCAUGAAUGGAGCAGUUCCACACGACAACCUCGUCCUGAUCAAAAUGAAACCGGAUGAAAACGGACGUUUCGGAUUUAACGUUAAGGGUGGCGCUGAUCAGAGAAUGCCCAUCAUUGUGUCUCGCGUCGCUCCUGGAACUGCGGCGGACCUGUGUGUACCGCGUCUUAACGAGGGUGACCAGGUGGUGCUGAUAAACGGGCGGGACAUCUCGGACUACACGCACGACGACGUGGUCAUGCUAAUCAAAGCCAGCUGCGAAAACCAAUCAGGAGAGCUUAUUCUGCUAGUAAGACCCAACGCAAUUUACGACGUGGACGAAGAGGAGGAGAAGCUGGAUUUGGAGCCGGAGUUCCAGUACAUUCCAGAAAGCCACACUCUGGAUCGCUCGCACUCAGACCCGGACGGAUGGAAAUCGUCCUUCCAGAUGCUGAGAGAAGGCCUGAGCAAUGGCUCUGUGCUCAUUCAGUUUGAUCAACUGUAUCGAAAACGACCCGGCAUGUCCAUGUCCUGCGCCAGGUUACCACAGAACCUGUCAAAAAAUCGUUACCGGGACAUUUCACCAUACGACGCGACCCGAGUCGUCCUGCAGGGACCCGAGGACUACAUCAACGCAAACUACAUUAACAUGGAGAUACCAGGUGGAGGUGGUGUAAGGCGGUACAUUGCGUGUCAGGGUCCACUCCCUGCUACCUGUUGUGAUUUCUGGCAGAUGGUGUGGGAGCAGAGCGUCACCCUGGUGGUCAUGCUCACCACACAGGUGGAACGGGGCAGGGUGAAGUGUCACCAAUACUGGCCGAACGUCUCCACCACUGGCACUUACGGGAAUUUCCAGGUCUCCUGCGUAUCUGAGGAUGGGAAAUCGGCAUAUCUGCUCCGAGCGCUGACGCUCACACACCUGGAGACUAAAGAAGAGAGGCAUAUUUGUCAGAUGCAGUACAUGGCUUGGCCCGAUCACGGUGUUCCAGAAGAUUCCAGUGAUUUCAUGAACUUUGUGAGCUUGGUGCGUAACAAGCGAGGAGACUUGCAGGACCCUGUGGUUGUGCACUGCAGCGCUGGGAUUGGUCGCACAGGGGUUCUGAUCACCAUGGAGACAGCAAUGUGUCUGAUCGAGCGGAGUCAAGACGUAUAUCCGUUAGACAUCGUACGGACCAUGAGAGACCAGCGAGCCAUGAUGAUUCAAACUGCAAGUCAGUAUCGGUUUGUAUGUGAAGCCAUUCUGAGAGUGUAUAACGAAGAGAUAGUGAAGCCGCUGGAGCCGCCGGAGCUGCCGGAGCUGACCGCAUGCACAACAGAGGAAUAAAGAGCUACCAUGUCCUGGAUUCCUUAGCGACUGCAACUGUCCCUCUGUCACCUCCUGGUGGAUGGCUGCAUUCAUGACCCCUGCAAAUUGGAACACAGGCGACAAAAGCACUAUUUGCACUUUAGAACAAUUGACCACUUGAGGGGAUUUACUAGAAAGACAAAUGCAUCAGGGUGUUGUAUAAGCAUUAACUUUUUAACAGUGAUAAACUUUCAGGGUGGAGGCAAAACUGAACAGAACUAAAAGACAAUAGAAAGUUGCUUCUUGUAGUGCCAUACACUGAAAUGAGCCAACCUGGAACAAGCCCUUGGAUCACUUUCCUCUGUUCAAUGCUAUUUAUGAUUUUUUUUUUAAUUAAAGAGUAAAAAAAAGAGGCUCAUGUCCUUCCCACAGUUCACCAUUUCAUUUCAUGUCUUUCUAAAUCCCUGCUAUUUCUGCCCAGUGAAAUUCAAGUUGUCUGCUUCUGUUCAUUGCUCUGAUGUUUUGAAUCUAACACUGACAUGAACACUUUCGAUUUAGGUCUUGACUCUCUGUUAAAUUCAUAUCAUGGUUUAGGACAGCAGCUAAGGGUUAAACUACUGUAUACAGUGUUCGAAAUAAUGUGAAAAAUAAUGUGAUAAUGUUCCUUGCUAGCAAGACUUUUUUUGCUGUAACGUUUACUUAUAUGACACACCAGAUCAGACUGACUGCUUUGGCAUGAAAUCCAUUUUUUUUAAUCAAAGGAUAUGGAUCAAACAAUGAUGUCAUUUAAAUCUACAUUAUAUUUUACCCCAUGUAAAUUUUGUUACCUAAUGCAUGUCGGCAGAAUUUUAUGAGGCUCUUGUGCCACAUUUCAACAUACAGGGUUUUAUUUUUUUUUUAGCAGAAUACUCACCUGAGAUCUCACCUCAAAGUGUCUCACUGGAUAACUAAGGUAAAUGCACCUAACUAACUGAUAUAAAGGUGCUACAGGUCCAACCCAUGUACCUUAUAAGAGUGAGGUAAAAAUGCUGUGGGCCCCAACCUGCUACCUUGCAAACUGAAGGGUCUGUAGAAGGCUUAUAUCAGCAUCAAGUAACUAGCACAGUCUCUAUACCAAACUGAACAAGGUUCUAAAGGCCCAGACCCAAUUCCAUGGGUCAAGAAACAAUGCUAUAUACCCUAUCCCUGUACCGGAGUACCUAUGCUAAAAGUGUUCUAGACCAGACCAGACCCCAGACCCCUGGCUAAGGAAAUUAUGCUAAAGACCCUGACCCUGUCCCAAUCUACCUAAGGUGCUAAUGUUGAGAGCUUUGUAACUGGAUAAGAAAAUGUUGCUGUAGACCCCAAACUUGUCCUGGAGCACCUAAGGUAAAGGUGCUAUAGCCCAGACCCCAGUAACUGGCUAAGGAAAUUAUGCUAUAGAGCCUGACCUUGUCCCAAUCUGCCUAAGGUGCUAUAGCCCAGACCCCAGUAACUGCUGUAGACCCUGUCCUUGUACUGUAUCCCCUGACACAAUUCAUUAACAAAUUUAACAGUUCUAUAGGUCUGACAUCUGCACAUUCCCGAGAUGAAGGUGAAGUUGGCCUCCUGUCUGCAGGUAGAUAUUAUUAAGAAGUAUUAGGAAAGCUCUUAUUUGUCACAUAUACAUUAUAGUACACUUAAAUUCUUUGCUGUGCUUGAUAGGAAGUUCGGGUCAGCCAUGUUAUGGGGGUUAAGGUCUUUCCUUGAGGGUCCAACACUGAUGUUUGGGUUUGUUGAGGCUUGAACAGCAUCUUCAUCUCCACUAGCAAUGGAUAGUACCAGUAGUACCUUUGCCUGAGUCAGCUUACAGUACCUUUUGCUUACUUAACCUUGUGCAAGGAAGGAACCUUUUGAUAUCAUUACCUUCAUGAAAGAAGAGGUCCUAUGAAGCUUAUGUCCCUGUGCCUAGAAACUGAGGUGAAAGUAUCAACAUUGUAUCUGAUAAAAUAUUGGUUCUGUAGGUAUUGUUCUAGUACUGGCAUUGGCUAAAGACGUUAGUACAAUUAAUAGGGUAAUGAUGUGAUAAUGAUAGUAAUUGCACCUAGUCCGGUACCUGACUCCAUUAAAGGUACUAUUGCACUGGCCCUUGCCAAUGGAGAUGAAGAUGACAUUGAUCACUGACCGUACAUGGGUAAUUAAGGUUUAUAAUGAGUUAUAAGCCUUGCCUUUUUAACUGGAGAAUUAACAUAGAUUUAUUCUACACCUGAUUUCACAGAAAGCUCUAUAGACCAGCCCGUAUUACCUGAGUACCUAAAAAAAUGUGUUCGUUGACAUAACACUCAUCAUUAGUCCCUCAUUCCUUUGUGAAUAAACUCAAAUUGUGGAAUACACACUGAAUUUCCUUUUGUUGUUAAUCUCCCUUUUCCCUAAAGAAACUGGAAAAAUGAUGUGACCAACUACUGUUUUCAUGUCUUGCUCUUAUUCCAUCCGUCCUGUUUUAAGAAUUGCACUCCACAAUGUAUAAGGGAUUUGGCUUCCAGGACCAACACCUGUUUUCGUCCUAAUGAAUGUCCAUCAAGCAGACAUGCGAGCUUCCGUGCGUGUUGUGAUGAAACUUAAGCUAUAGAUUUGCUAUUAAUAUUGUGUUGGGACAAUGGUAUUUUUGUAUUAUAAAAGUUGAGAGAAAAAAAAAAAGAGACAACACUUUGCAGCUGACUUUGUAGCCUGUCGAGCUACUUUAUUCUUACUGUAGUUAUGGGCAAAGGGGAGUCAUGUUGAAAUUAUAUUUAUGUCAAAAAAUUUGUUAAAUAGAGACACCUGUAGGAACAUCUCUUAACUACAUAGUGUCAAAUGUUAAAUAUUUGUAAAUAUGUUGUUAUAUAUUAAAAAAGUGUUCUGAAAAGA